AUGUUUGCCUUCCGCUGUGAGGCUGCCUGUAGCAGGGCGGCAGAGUCCUGCCAGGGCGGCCUCUUUGGUUUGGGCGGCCAGCGACCCGAGCCAAUGCUUGAUGUGUAUGGCAGUCAGGGGCCCCUCUCCUCAGUCAGUGGCCCCCAACAGCCCCUCCACUCAGCCCUCUCCUCUCUCGACCUGCAGGACCGUAAGCUGUCCAAGUCGGAGCGGCAGCGGUUCAAGGAGGAGGCGGGCAUGCUGAAGGGCCUGCAGCACCCCAACAUCGUGCGCUUCUACGACUCCUGGGAGGGGCCCUCCAAGGGCAGGAAGUGCAUCGUCCUGGUGACCGAGCUGAUGACGUCGGGCACGCUCAAAACCUACCUGAAGCGCUUCAAGGUGAUGAAGAUCAAGGUUCUGCGGUCGUGGUGCCGUCAGAUCCUCAAAGGCCUCCACUUCCUGCACACGCGGACCCCCCCCAUCAUCCACCGGGACCUGAAGUGUGACAACAUCUUCAUCACCGGCCCCACGGGCUCCGUGAAGAUCGGGGACCUGGGCCUGGCCACGCUCAAGAGGGCCUCCUUCGCCAAGAGCGUGAUAGGCACCCCGGAGUUCAUGGCUCCGGAGAUGUACGAGGAGAAGUACGACGAGUUGGUGGACGUGUACGCCUUCGGCAUGUGUAUGUUGGAGAUGGCCACCUCCGAGUACCCCUACUCGGAGUGCCAGAACGCAGCGCAGAUAUACCGACGGGUCACCAGCGGAGUGAAGCCUGCUAGUUUUGACAAGGUAGCCAUUCCCGAGGUGAAGGAGAUCAUUGAAGGCUGCAUCAGACAGAACAAGGACGAGAGGUAUGCCAUAAAGACCCUCUUGAACCACGCCUUCUUCCAGGAGGAGACGGGGGUCCGUGUGGAGCUGGCAGAGGAGGACGAUGGAGAGAUGAUUGCUAUUAAACUGUGGCUGAGGAUAGAGGAUGUCAAGAAGCUCAAAGGCAAAUACAAAGACAACGAAGCCAUUGAGUUCUCCUUUGAUCUGAUUAAAGAUGUUCCUGAGGACGUGGCUCAGGAAAUGGUUGAGUCUGGCUAUGUUGCCGAAGGGGAUCACAAGACCAUGGCCAAGGCCAUUAAGGACCGCGUGUCUCUGAUCCGAAGGAAGAGAGAGCAGAGGCAGCUGGUCCGAGAGGAGCAGGAGAAGAGACGGCAGGAGCUCCAGCAGCAGCAGGAAGCAUCGAAGAACCCUAACCCCAACACGCAGACACAGACGGAAGAGAGUGACGCUGACCUUCAUCAACGCCUCCUCUACCAACAGAGCAGCCUCUCACUCAUAUCGGAGGGGGUGUUGGACAGCGGCCAGGGUUCCACCGUGUUCUCCUCCGAGAGCCCCCACCCGGCCCAGCCCAACAUGUCCUACAGCAGCCCCCCCUCCACCCCUUACCCCCCCACCCCCUCCACUGCCCAGCAGCAGCACCCGGGCUACCCCCAGCCCCCCCAGCAGAUGCCCUCCUCCCACUGUCGCCGAGGCCGUAGCAUGUCGGUGUGCGUCCCGUCCUCCUCCUACUCCUCCUCCUACUCCUCCUUCCCCCAUGUUCCUCUGCACCUGGCCGCCCCCCCAAAGCCAGCGUCCACUCCUCCUCCAGACCCCUCCCACGCGCCUCCCUCCCGCGCCUCCCUCCCCAGCGAGAGGGACUCGUUCGCGGGCCGCCUCUCCACGGCUCUGGAGACCGUGCUGCCCCUCCACUCCCCCCCUGCCGCGCCCCGGCCCCGGCAGAGGAGGGCCAGCCUGCCCGCCCUCUGCUGCAUCCCCCAGCCGUCACUGCAGCACCACCACUACUGCAGCGGAGGAGGAGGAGGAGGAGGAGGAGGCCCCUCCCUCCCUGACCCCCCCACUUAUUUCUUCCCCUCCAUCCCCGAGCGCCCCAUCUCCUUCUCCCCUCCCCCCUCCGCUCCCCCGAAGGCCUACAACGCCCAGCGACGCAAAAGCACCUCCAUCCUGGAGGCCCACACCCGGCACUUCCAGCCCGCCUACCCCCGCUACGGCGGCGGGCUGCACCCCUACUCCGGGCUGGAGGCCGCUGAGCCCCCCCCGCUCUACAUGGUCAACCCCGGGUUCGCGGCCACGGCCCAGCGGCUGGGGGUGGGGGAGCACCACCCGGGCCACUCUGAACCCAGCAUGUUGGGCUACAAGGACAUCCGGGCGGAGCAGGAGGAGGUGGUGAGGAGGCUGAGCCUCAACCAGGCGGCCCUCCUGGACCAGUACGAGGCCAUGGCGUACGGCGGCUACCAGAGGGCCGCCAGCCAGCUCAGCCAGUUGAACUUCCACCAGCAGAUGCAAGCGGCGGCGGCGGCUAGUAUGGGCUACGACCCUGUACCCCCUUCCCCCGCAGCCUUCCUGCACCCCCACAUGAUGCAGAGAAUGGGCGCCCACAGCCCCCUUCCUCAGCCCCCCAGCAACGCCCCCCCCGCUGCCUUUGCUCCUCCCUCGUCAGAGGGCUGCUAUCAGCCCCCGCACCCCUCCUCUUCCUCCUUCCCCCUGUCCGCUCCACCGGUCAUGAGCGAGGCCCAGCCCCCCCCCGGGAGUGUGUUUGAGUACCACCUCGCCGCCGCCGCCGCCGCCGCCGCCGCUGCCGGGGACCCCACCCUCCUGGCCUCCAGACUCUACCGGGCCCGCCGGAGCUCCAUGGACCUCCAGCUGGAGGAGAGCCCGGGCUCCGGGUCGGGCAGCUCGGGCUCCUACAGCCGGCUGCAGCCCGUGACCGAGGAGCUGUACUCGUACACCAGCCCCGAGCUGCCCCUGCCCCCGGGGAGCCUGCUCCUGCACCACGGGGGCGCCGCCCGGGACAGGAGCCCCGAGCCGUCCAGCGACUCCGUGGCCUCCUCGGACGCGGGGGAGUACCAGUCGCCCCCGCCCCCUCCUCUGCCCCCUGCGGCCGACGGCCCCUCCGCCGCCCAGUCCAUCCCCCACCCGUCCUCCUACGGCCGGCACCCUGAGGGCAGGGGGCCGGCCGAGCUCCAGGGCCACCCGCCCUCCAAGCAGAGCUUCCUCCUCCUCACGCCCUCCUCCGAGCUCCCUGCGGGGGGGGCAGCCUCCACGCCGCUGGGGUCCCUCAUCCAGAGCGCCUGGGUCCGCCACGGGGGCGUGCUACCGGCCCAGCCCGACAUGACGUACCAUGAGUCAAUGCUGGCUCUGCAGGCGGCUAACCCCCCUCUGCAGGCACCGACCCCCACCCCCCAGCCCUCCCCUGGACAGCCCCCGGCCGCAGCCCCCCCCCAGCCCGCACCCCCUGGGACCCUGCAACAGGUCAGCGCCGCCUUCAGCAGUGCGUCAAUGCAGAGCACCUCCCACUCUCCUGCACAGGUAACAGACACACAACCCCCUUUACCCUAUCCUCAGCCUAACGCCACUUCAUCCUCCUCUUCUGCCGUUGCCAUGGCGCCUCUUCCUGCUCCGUUGCCCACCCUUCCUGUUGCCAUGCCCACAGGGGGGGUCGCCUCCCCUCCCAGCACUCUUCCACUUCCUAUUGUCGGGGGGCCGGCUCUAGCUCCCCCUCCUCCUCCUCCUCCUGUGUCCGCCCCCAAAGGGCCUCAGCCAUUGGCCAGUGUGGUGCCCGUCAUCAGCGUUGUCCCCGCCCCUCCUGACCCUCCCGCGGAGGCCCCUCCCGCGGAGGCCCCUCCCCAGUCCCAAUUUCAACUUCAACCAACUCAAGUGCAGCAGUCAUCUGUGGAGAGUGGCUACUCGGAGGCGUCCGGUCUGAGCGAUGGGAACGAGGGCGGCGGCGGCGGCGGCGGCGGCGGCGGGCGUGACGAGGGCCGCUCGCUGAAGCGCCAUCAGCGGCGCUCGGUGCGGAGCCGCUCGCGCCACGAGAAGACGGGCAAGGCCAAGCUCAACGUCCUCAACAUCUCUAACCUGGGAGACAGGGUGGCAGAGUGCCAGCUGGAGACACACAACAGAAAGAUGGUGACCUUCAAGUUUGACCUUGACGGGGACAACCCAGAGGAGAUAGCGAAGAUCAUGGUCCUGAGUGAGUUCAUCCUGGAGAGCGAGAGGGAGUCGUUCAUUGAGCAGGUCAGAGAGGUGAUAGAGAACGCAGACGAGAAAGGUCUAGAACGAGAAAACAGUCACCAGGCGCCAGGAGACCCAGAGCAGCAGAUGUCCGUCCCCAUGCUAGACACGCCAGCUAGUGCAACGUCCCAGGUGGUCCAUUCAGCGGGUCGCAAGUUCAUUAUCAGUCCUGUACCUGAGUCCAGGCUGAAGGAACUACCACCCAGCUCCCCGCCCCCCUCCACGCCCACAUCCUCCUCAGAGACAGCUUCUACGGCCCCGUCUCCAUCUCCAGCCCAGGGCUCCGGUUUGUCCCAGUCCGCUGGGGCCAUCACCCUACAAAAGGCCUUCUCAGAGCUGAGGCAGAACCAGUACGAUCCGGGCCCCAGCACCGCACCGGCCUCACUGCCCUCCACCGAGCCCUCCUUACAGUCUGCCUCUGUCCCCGCGCCUCAGGCAGCAGGACUCAGUGGAUCCACAGCGGGUUCCCAGGACAGGCCCCGCCCUGCUCCGGGGCCCCAAGCAGAGCAGCAUCCGUUAAAUACCCCUCUGCCCCAGCCCCCCUCCUCCUCUUCCUCUGCGCCCCCAGUUUGCCCCACACCCAGCGCCUCCUCAUCUCCCUCUCCCCUCCCCGUCUCCGGUCCAUCCCUCGUCACGCCGGCACAGGGAGCCACACCACAGUCAGCUCAGACCACACCCCAGGGUCUGCAGCAGCUCCCGGCCCAAGCACUAAUCCAGCCCCAGGCUUUGGCCCAGGCCCGGGGGGCCGCCUCGGAGACCAAACCCGAGGGUUCUGCUGCGUUCUGUGCCGCUCCUGUCCCCUCGUCCUCCCCCCCAGCCAGUUCCUCUAGCAGCACACCGCCCUCGCUCCCCUCCGCCCCCCUCCCCUCCGUCUCCUCCCCCCCUCCUCCUACGCCCUCCUCCUCUUCCCCUGCUCUGGGGAGCGGUAGUGGCGGCGUGGAGCCUCUCUCCUGCCGCUCUCCGCCCUGCUCCAGCCCCCCUGCCUCUCUGUGCCCCUCGCUGGGGACCACCACAGCUGCCCCUGGGCCCCCGCUCGUUCCCUCCACCUCCGCCGGCUCCCCUUCCUCCUCCUCUCUGACCUCCGGCGCCGCCCCGGGCGUCCAGCCCCCGACCGCCGCUGUGCCUGGGCACACCCACACCCACGGGGAGCCGUGUGAUGCCAGGUGUGAGGCGGCCGUGGACCCCCAGGGCAAGGUGGACGACAUCCACACGCUGGACAAGAAGCUCCGCUCCCUGUUCAGCGACCUGGGCGGGGCCGCCCCGGCAGCCCAGGGGGAGCUCCCGGCCGGAGACCCCGCGGCGGGGGCCCCCCUGGGGGCCCCCGCCGCUACCGGGGGCCCCUUCUCUACCUCCACGACCUCCACGACCUCGCCAACCUCCGGCCAGUCGGCCGGUGCGCCGGUGCCCCCCCCCAGCCUAGCCUUGGCCGCUGGGGGGCCGUCAACCACGGCCCAGGGUCCUGGAACUCCGACCUCCGCCCCCGCCCAGACCAGUAUGCCUGCUGCAACCUAUGGCCCGACCACUCCAUCCAAAACCCCUCUGUCCAGAGUCUCGUCCCAGCAGCCUCUGGAGGACCUGGACGCCCAGCUGAGGAGAGCUCUGAGCCCGGAGACCGUGAGCACACACACACAGGCUUCUCUCACCGGCAUGUCUUCCGGAGGACAACCAAGUCCCUUCCCCUCCGAGGGAGAGGAGGGAGAGAUCACCCUCAUCCCUCCUGCUGCGAUCAAACUUGGAAGAUUCCAGGUCUCCUUGGCUCCCGACGAGACUCCCUUAAGAUACCCACCCUGCCCAGAGUCUUCCUCCACCAGCUCCUCCUCCUCCUCCUCCUCCACCUCCUCCCCUGGCUCCAGCCCGGAGAGCACCCUGCACCAGGCCUCCUCCACCCCGCUGAGGAGGGCCGUCCCGCGGGGGGAUGUGGUGGACGGGCUCCCCUCCCCCAUCGCCCAUCGGACCGCCGGAGGCUCUCUCCCUCCCUGCCCCGUGGCCUCCCCCCUGCCCUGCACCACCAUCGGACGGUUCCAGGUCACCGCUGCUCCCCAGCCCGGGGUAGGGCCGCUCCCAGCCGGCGGUGCCCAGGCUACCAACGGGCCUUGUGGACCGGACCAGAGCAGUCCUGCUGAGCUUAGUCCAGACCUGACGCAGUGUCAGUCCUCCCUGCACAGCCUCAACAACAACUCCUUCAACAACUCCUACGUCAGCAGCGACAACGACUCAGAGUUUGAGGACGAUGAGUUCAAGCAGCAAAUCCACCGGCUCAGAGAGAAGCACAUGCGGGAGAUCCAAGCCUUGCAAAGUCGCCAGAAGGAGGAGAUAGACGGCCUCUUUACAAGACUGGGAAAGGUCCCUCCCACUGCAGUGUUCUCCCCAGUGCCCUUGGCCAGUAGGCGGAGACGUACCAAGAGCAAGUCAUCCAGGUCCUCCCGAAACACCUCCAGCCACGGCAGUAGGAGUCCCCUGCAGCCAGGCAGCACUUUAUCCGCCCAGAGUGUCCCCAGCGUGUUCCCCGGCCGGCUGGCCCUGCUGACCCCCGCGGGGCUUGCCGACUCGGGCAGCAGCUCCCUGGUCCAGCCCCUGAAGCCCUCUCCCUCCAGUGACAACCUGUACUCGGCCUACACCAGUGACGGGGCCAUCUCCGUGCCCAGCCUGUGUGCUCCCACCCCAGGCUGUGUAAAGUUCAGCUGGGGUUCGGAGCGUCUGGCCUUCAAGCCUGGUGGCAGACGGACGCGUUUUCUGAGUACGCCCUGCUUGGCUCUUUGGAAGAUGGUGAAAAAGGUCUGCCCCUGCAACCAGCUCUGCAGGACCAGCAGCACCAACGCGGUGGGCGGCCUGGGCCAGAGCCAGAGUGGUUCCCAGUCCCUGCCGGCCAGCAUGUCAGCCGCCACCCACCAACGCAAAGGCACCUUCACGGACGAUCUCCACAAGCUGGUGGACAACUGGGCCCGCGACGCCAUGAACCUCUCCCAGGGCAAGAGGAGCACCAAACAGCCACCGGCCCCCCCUCCGACACACAGCUACGAUGUCAACCAGUCCGCCCACCUGACCAGGAAGUACUCGGCUCCUGGCCAAUUGUGCGGCAACAGCAUGGGAGGCUCCGCCCACACCCCCACGUCCCUGGCCAGCCGCAAGAGCUCUCUGUGCCCCCCCCCUCCCCCCGCAUCGGGCACCCCUCCGCCCCCCACCUUCCCCCCCCGCCCCCCCGCGGCCUACAGCGCCCAGUGGUCCGGGCCGGCCCCCAGGGCCCCGCCGCAGCCCGGGCCCCUCCUGGUCAGCGCCUCCCAGCCGCUGGGCCCCUACCCCCCCACGGCACCCGGCCAAACCCCCCAGGGCACCCACCCGGCCGCCCCCCUGCAGAAGUCGCUCAGCACCCCCGGGGGGCCCAACCUGAGGACCACAUGAGGCCGGGGGCCGCCGAUCACCGCGGGACCGGAGGGGGGGUGGGGGGGCAGAGGGAGGAGGGGAGGAGUCUGAGCUGCUGCUGCAGAGAGGGAGGGAGGGACCUGGAGGGCGGCGCUGAUGACCUCAACCGGCUGAACCAAUCCAGCGCCUCUGAAGCAGCUCCGAGGCUCCAGGCCGUCCUUUGAGGUGAUCUAAGGGAUGCGGUGAAGCCCCCGUCACCAGGCCCUCCUCUCUGCUGCAGGGCCGUAGAGAACGCAUGAGGCAUGGAGCACAACACGCUCUGGGACUAGAACAUACCUGGUACUGACACCGUGGGUCCAUCUCAGUCAGUGGGGGACUAGAACCAACCUGGUACUGACACCGUGGGUCCAUCUCAGUCAGUGGGGGACUAGAACCAACCUGGUACUGACACCGUGGGUCCAUCUCAGUCAGUGGGGGACUAGAACCAACCUGGUACUGACACCGUGGGUCCAUCUCAGUCAGUGGGGGACUAGAACCAACCUGGUACUGACACCGUGGGUCCAUCUCAGUCAGUGGGGGACUAGAACCAACCUGGUACUGACACCGUGGGUCCAUCUCAGUCAGUGGGGGACUAGAACAUACCUGGUACUGACACCGUGGGUCCAUCUCAGUCAGUGGGGGACUAGAACCAACCUGGUACUGACACCGUGGGUCCAUCUCAGUCAUUGAUCCAGUCUAUUUAUUCAUUAACGCUUUAUUUAUCGGUGUCGAUUCCUCCGCUAUCCAAAAUAUAAAACGUCCCCAGCGGGUCUUCAGAUCCAUCCUGCGGCCGCAGUUCCUUUAACCUGCAGAAUGAGUUGCCUUAUUGAUAUGAACCAACCUUCCACGGUUGGAACGCGAUUGGUUUUGAUUGUACAAAGUCGUACGCUGACGUGGCGAAGUGAACUGACACACUCCUUAACACCCUCCCCCCCCCGCCGCCAUCAACUCACCCCUCCCUCCCCCCCCCGCCGCCAUCAACUCACCCCUCCCUCACCCCUCCCUCCCCCUCCCCCUCCCUCCCCUCCCUCCCCCCGGGGAGCCAGGAGAAGGAGAACCAGAGUUCCUGGAGGCGUGGGAGGAACGGAGCAGAGGGUUCUCUGUCUCCUUCUGGCUCCUCAUGAGUGGCACUGGAACCCGCCGUGUGCUGCUCUGUGUGUGUGUGUGUGUGUGCUACUCUGUGUGUGUGCUGCUCUGUGUGUGCUGCUCUGUGUGUGUGUGUGUGUGUGUGUGCUGCUCUGUGUGUGUGUGUGUGUGUGUGUUAGGGUGUGUUGUCUCUUCUUGUGUGAUACUCCUUCCGCCAAACCCCCCAUCCUUGUUGCCAUGUGAUGCAAUAAUAGCAGUCAACUUUUAGAGAAGUAGCCCAAUCAUGAGAGCUUGGGAACUCCGCGUGAAUAAGUGGCCUUGUUAUUAGUAUAUCUGUAGUCCCUGUACAGGUUGUGUGUGUGUGUGUGUGUGUGUGUGUGUGUGUGUGUGUGUGUGUGUGUGUGUGUGUGUGUGUGUGUGUGUGUGUGUGUGUGUGUGUGUGUGUGUGUGUGUGUGUGUGUGUGUGUGUGUGUGUGUGUCUGCUAUGUUCUAGAAUGUUAGCCUUCAUGAUUCCAUUUUGUUGAGUUCUUAGAAGGUUUUGCUUCUUUAUUUUUGUAGUUCAUUUUGCCUGCUGCCCACCUCCUAGUUAGCUCUCCUCUGACGAAACACACGCACACACAGACUUUGUUCACGCACACACACACACACACACACAUACAUACACACAUACCCGCCCUCUGCUUGAACACACACAAAAGGAGCACAUACUUUCACACACACAAACACAGUCACACAUUCAGGUACAUGCACACACACACAUAGCCGCCCUUUGCCUGCCCACUCACACAGAAAUUCAUACACGCACGCGCACGCACACACACACACACACACACACACACACACACACACACACACACACACACAUUCAUGCUCCCACUCCGCCUGCACACACACAGGCACACACACACACACACACACACGCAGAAUAGAAAUGUACAGGCCCUAGUUUCCCUGAUGCUCAGACUACAGCCUACACAGACACAGGGUCAGGGUUAACCUAACCCUAACCCCGACCCUGACCCUGACUCUGACCCCGACCCUGACCCUGACCCCGACCCCGACCCUGACCCGGACCCCGACCCCGACCCUGACCCUGACCCCGACCCUGACCCUGACCCUAACCCUGACCCAACCACACACACCCAGACGUGUGGAGCCAAGCAGCAGGCCGUUAACACAUGUCAUGAUUCAGACUAAUGCCUGGCUUUAGUGUUUGUCCGUAUAAGGUUGGUUUCAAUGGUUGAAACAGUUGCCAUGUACAUUAUUAUAACUCAUUAAUGGAUAUUCUAUUUAAACACAAACAAAAAGGUGUUCCGUUGAUGGAUCUGUUUAUACUCAGCGCAUCGGUUUACGAUGUGGAAACACUGUGAUUAUUAUUGUUGUUGUUUAUUAUUAGUAAAUGUUGUUGGACAACGUUACGUUUUAGGUGAAAUAAUAAAAAAAGUUAAAUACAGAGAUUGGCUUUGAGUCCGUUUACUCUCGUUUCAGUGCAUCCCGUGUACGAACAGUGACUUAAGUAUAACACUCCUGAAACACUUAAAACAGAAUUAGGGACUGAGGACAGAAACUGAUAAAGAAGGCCUGACUGUUAACAACCUCGCGUAUUGAAAUGAAAGUUCAUGGACUCCAAAGCCUGACAGAAAAAAAAACUGCAGGAUAUUUCGAUUUAAAAUAACAUAAAAAGCUAGCUAUUUUUUCUCCUUCAAACAGUACUUAUCUCUACCAGACACUUUAACAGCCCUCCCCGCGUUAGAUCAAUGUGAAUGUAUAAACCAACGGUGUCCAUUUUAUGUACUUGAAAAGCUUAUAUUUCUUCAAUUCAAUUCAAUUUCUUCUUUUCCUUGCCCUCCAAUUCCCCCUAAACCCUCAGUUCCUUGGGCAUCGAACCGCCAGAGAAACCCACCAGGGCCUUGCAUUCUUUCAAUUGCUUUUUGGUUUAUUUUUGUAUUAUAAUGAUUGCUUGUAUUAGUGGAUGUGGAUUGUAUGCUGUGGUUUCAAGUAAGCACAAUCUUGGUUGUGUGUGUGUGUGCGUGUGGGUUUAUGUGUGUUUGCUGUAGACUUCAGCACUGCUCCUGGGUUAAGCACUACUGCUGCAUCAAUUGAAAUAGAAAUGCAAUAUUCCCCAAAACACAGACAACGCCGUGAAUGAAAUAGCAAAAGCAAAGUGUGCGCGAGCCAUUAAGGACUAUUCAGACCCAUGUAACCAUGGAGACUGAAGUGGUUGCCAUGGCUAUGAUCAAUAUUGUAAGUUUUGAUGUAGUUCAGUUCAAUUCCAGACCGUUCAACUUUCAUAAAAGAAAAACCCUAAAUUAAAGCAAAAAUUAUGCUUUAACAGGAAACAGGAAGCGCUAAUAGCUAUCCCAGACGUCAAUAGAAGCCCACUGACAUAACACAACUCUGCGCUGACACAAAGGAGCUCUCAAGACAAUCCUGAGAGCAGAAGGGUUUCAAAGCCUCCUGGAGCUUCACCGCCGACCACGGCUCACAGCUAUCUCUGAAGGAACGCUCCUGCACCUGUGUUGCGCUUUUAUGUGAAAUGUCCCAUCCUGUAGAAAGUGUUUCUUACCAAAGUUGGAGGCCUAAGCCUCAACAGAGAAGUUCGAGAGGUACCAAAGUUUGUCUUUAGUUUUCUUCCACCAUGGUUCGGUCACGGUCACAGAUUUGCAGCAGACUAAAUCCAUGCUGGCUUCAGCUAAAACAGGCGCAGAUCCAUCAACAGAUGAGUUUACUGAGAGUGCCUACUCUGGGUCCCUAGUCCCUACUCACAGCUUCACACAGCUCCAACAACAAGGGAGCAGAGAAGGAGAGGCAGUGGAUUGGUGAUGAAGAGGAGGAAUGUGGUGGCAGAUGUGAUAAAGGUGAUGGUGGUGGUGAUGAAGACGAUGGUGUUGCUGACUGUAUUGGAAGUGGUGAUGAAGGAGAUGAUUGGUGGUAGAUUUGAUGACGUGACGGUGAUGACUGGUGGUCAUUGGGAUGAUGAUGAUGGUGGUGACGAUUUGAGUGGUGAUGAAGAUGAUGGUGGUGACGACUUGUCUGAGUGGUGAUGAAGAUGAUGAUGUGGAUGACUUGUCUAAGUGGUGAUGAACAUGAAGGUGCGGAUGACUUGUCUUAGUGGUGAUGAAGAUGAUGGUGUGAAUGACUUGUCUAAGUGGUGAUGAAGAUGAUGGUGUGGAUGCCUUGUCUAAGUAGUGAUGAAGAUGAUGGUGUGGAUGACUUGUGUUAUUGGUGAUGAAGAUGAUGGUGGUGACGACGUGGUGGUAAUUAUGAUUUUAAAUUUUAAAAAAUAUUACACAAAAAAAUACUCAAACCUUGUCCCUGCUGGCUAUUUUUAUCUAUAAUCGAUAUUAUAUAUAUGAUUAAAAUUAGCUUUUCUUUUCCCUCUUUUUGUGACAGGUUGUUGUUUAGUAAGCCAAGCGAAGCAGCAUUGAUACCCUCGGCACGUUUGAUUGGAACUGUGAAUGACAUAUACUUUACAGAUAUUUACAUACUUUACAGAAAUGUGUUAGCUGUUUGUUGGUCCGUUUUUCGAGGACUAUUAUUGUGAAGGUCGGUUCUUGACUGGUUUUAUUCCCUUAACGCUCUUAAUGUAGAAGGACCGUGUCAAGUGCCCUCAUGUGAACAUAACUUUUAGUGCACUUGUAACGACCCACGCGCACGGAUAGGAUAUGCUUACACAAAUGCGUGCACCCAAAAACACACACACGAACACACACACACACACACACACACACACACCUAAAUACAACAAAGUAACGCAAUGACUUUCUUUGAUGUAGCUUUCUCUCCGUGCAAUGAUUUAGAAUCUGAAGCAUAUGUUGGCAAAAAAGAAAAUGUUGUUUUAAUUUACCAAUGUAUGCUUUCAUACAAAUCAUCAUGAGAAUAUUUUAUUUUUUUCCUGGGCCUGUUCUCUCGUUUUGUGUUUGACGUUGUACGGACAAUAUGGUUUGAUUUGAAUGAAACAUAGUCGGCCUAUGUGUGGUGGUGGCGUCAGGGGUCGAAGGUCAUGUUUUGGGGUCUUCGGCAGCCUUUUAAAACUGUAUGUUUUGCACUGAGUGUUCAAGCUUCAUGACGAAAUAAGAUGUUGCGCUUUGCGCUCCAAAUUUGUUACUUCAUUUGUAAAAACUUAAUAAACAAAACUGGGUAAACUGAAAAAA
This is a messenger RNA of Gadus macrocephalus (Pacific cod), 12674 nucleotides long. Its product is annotated as serine/threonine-protein kinase WNK1-like. The transcript has 37 exons. Gene Ontology annotation, biological process: positive regulation of sodium ion transmembrane transporter activity; intracellular signal transduction; positive regulation of potassium ion import across plasma membrane. The record is from RefSeq and is a predicted model, not a curated record. Gene Ontology annotation, molecular function: chloride channel inhibitor activity; ATP binding; protein serine/threonine kinase activity. Bases 1 to 7434 code for a protein of 2477 amino acids. NCBI's taxonomy places the organism in Eukaryota, Metazoa, Chordata, Actinopteri, Gadiformes, Gadidae. Gene Ontology annotation, cellular component: cytoplasm; cytosol.